AUGACAACCGAACAGCAACAACAAAGAUACCCUUCUACUCCUACUACUGAUGCAGCAACAGCAGCUCAAUUCCAUCUGAUGCCAGCUCCACAAACAAACGAAAGCUUCUAUUUCAACCAAGAGCCAAUUUCGGCCGUAAUCUACGAGAAUGACCAUGGCAUACAACAACAAAUAAAAAUGGAAACAGCCUCCGUUCAUUUGACAGAUCAACGCUUGAUUUUGUUACUUCAAGAUCGUUUUCCGAGAAGUAGCAAUACGGCGACAACAUUGGUGUCAACUUUUCAGAUCGAUUUGGGUCACGUCGCUUCGCUCAAAUGCAGGUUAACGUUUCGGUGCGGUAUCCAGCUUAGUCUGUAUCUUGUCGAUAGUGCUACCCCCGUACGUAUACAGCUCGUGUUUGCCAAAAAGGAUCGGAAUCGUCGAGACGCUUUCAAGGAAUAUCUCAACAUGAUUAUGGCCGGAUUAACGUCCAGGAAACGGGUAUUGGCAAUGCAUCGGCAGCUGUCCUCGCAGCUAAUGCAUCAUCAUCACGGUGGAGAGCAGUUGCCGUCGUAUGAUCAAGCGCUUUCUGACACGACAAUCAUGGAUCAUCACCGUCAUCAUUCUGGCCCUACUACGACUAGCACAGCUAUUACAGGAAGCAACAAUAAUGACAACAGUUCCAGCAUUAUAGAUAUACUCCCUCCAGCUUAUUCGACUUAG
Zychaea mexicana is the source of this 702-nucleotide messenger RNA. RefSeq lists its product as uncharacterized. The record is from RefSeq and is a predicted model, not a curated record. The coding region runs from base 1 to 702 and encodes 233 amino acids. The transcript has a single exon. Lineage: Eukaryota; Fungi; Mucoromycota; Mucoromycetes; Mucorales; Lichtheimiaceae.